CCUUUUUUAUCUUGUACAAAACAGGUAAACAAGUCCUAAAAUUACAUUUUUUUUUCUUGCUUAUUCAUGUUGUUUUUUCAAGCAACUUUUCCCUUACUUAAAAGAACCAUGGGAGCUCAAGAAAGGUUAUCGACUAUAUCGAGACACGUACAGACGGAGGCAAAGAAGGAAACAUUUAGAGAAAGAUUACAUUAUAAAUACUUCUUACCUAUUCAAACAAGAUGGAGUGAUAAUGAUCAGUACGGUCAUAUAAACAAUUCUAUAUAUUAUCAUUACUUUGAUACAGUCAUUAAUGAGUAUCUUAUCAAAAACUGUGGAUUAGAACCAAAUAAAGCGGGUAAACCGAUUGGGUUGGUUGUAUCUAGUUCAGCCAACUUUUACGCUCCCGCAUCUUAUCCAAACAUCAUCCAUGCUGGACUUUGUAUCUCUAAAGUAGGCAAGUCCAGUGUCACCUAUCGCGUUGGAUUGUUUGAAAAUGAACAGCCCUUGGCCUCUGUAGUCGGUGGAUUUACUCAUGUAUUUGUUGAUCCAAUCAACAGACGCCCAAUUAAAGGUUUACCAGAGACAGUCUUGAAAGGACUUGAUGCCAUAAAAGAAUAGUAGAUUGUAUUAUAAAUUAGUUCAAUUUGGAAUAACUACAAUAAAUAAGCUUAUUACGUGUC
Messenger RNA from Rhizopus microsporus ATCC 52813, 662 nucleotides. Its product is annotated as thioesterase family protein. Gene Ontology annotation, cellular component: mitochondrion. Gene Ontology annotation, molecular function: fatty acyl-CoA hydrolase activity. Lineage: Eukaryota; Fungi; Mucoromycota; Mucoromycetes; Mucorales; Rhizopodaceae. The coding region runs from base 109 to 600 and encodes 163 amino acids. The transcript is spliced from 2 exons. The record is from RefSeq and is a predicted model, not a curated record.